AUGUCUGACGAAAGCAUGUGGCGCAGCAUAUGCGGAAAGAAUUACUGUUCGUUCAAGAUGAGCACGGAAGAUAAUCUGCUGUGCAGGAAUCCAAACAAUGUGACGGGAGUAUGCGAGAGGUUUUCGUGUCCGUUGGCGAAUUCGAAGUAUGCAACGGUAAGGGCGGUUGGGGAGUCGCUAUAUCUUUUUGUAAAGGAGCCUGAGCGUUUACAUGUGCCUAAAGACAUGUAUGAGCAGAUAAAGCUGUCAACGAGCUAUGAGGAGGCACUCAGGCAGAUAGAGCAGAAUCUUGAGUUCUGGGAUGAGAAGAUGAUUCAUAAGUGCAAGCAGAAGCUCUCGAAGUUUACACAGUAUUUGCAGAGGCUUGAGUACUUCAAGGAGCAUGGAAAGACUGAAUACAUGGUGCGGAAGAAGAAGAUGAACAGGAGGGAGAAGCUACGUGCACUCAGAUCGCUGAACAAGGUCAAUUUUGAGAAGAACAUCGGAGAUGAGCUAAUGAUGAGGCUGGAGAGUGGGAUAUAUGGAGUGGAGCUGAAGGAUAGAUUCCACAUAGCCAACAAGCAGAUCGUUGCAAGAGAGAAGAAAAUAAAAAGGAAGAAGAGAUAUGUUGCUGAGUUUGAGGAGAGUGCUCAUGUGUCUGAUGAUGAGGGAGACAAGAAGACAAAGAAGAAAGUUGCCAUGACGUGGUAG
This is a messenger RNA of Ordospora pajunii, 690 nucleotides long. Its product is annotated as ribosomal protein L28e. Lineage: Eukaryota; Fungi; Microsporidia; Ordosporidae. The transcript has a single exon. Gene Ontology annotation, biological process: maturation of LSU-rRNA; maturation of 5.8S rRNA. The record is from RefSeq and is a predicted model, not a curated record. Gene Ontology annotation, cellular component: preribosome, large subunit precursor; nucleolus. Bases 1 to 690 code for a protein of 229 amino acids.